Molecule: messenger RNA, 3384 nt
Organism: Pseudoliparis swirei
Lineage: Eukaryota; Metazoa; Chordata; Actinopteri; Perciformes; Liparidae
Gene: arrdc2
Product: arrestin domain containing 2
Exons: 7
Coding region: 913-2139 (408 amino acids)
Biological process (GO): protein transport
Cellular component (GO): cytoplasm; plasma membrane
Source: RefSeq, a predicted model, not a curated record
CAGACGGAGGCAUGUUCAGUAAGUCUGUUUUCUUCUAGGAACCUGUAACCAUCAAUCACCAGCAGCAGGCCUUGUUUUCCUCUCUGCUGCCUCCACACCCAGUCUGCAUGUUUAUGAUGCUGCCUUCAGGCUCGGCCAGGAAAUAUGAGCAUGUGUUUUGAUGAGCGUUGCACACGAGUUACCUCACUAAAGUUGUAAGUAGGACUGAGGAAGUAAGACACCGGCGUUGUCAGGAUGUUAUCCUUAAGUGUUUGUGGUUGUCACUACGUCACAACGUUGUGUUGUUGUUGUUUUGUGCAGACUUGUUCUCAUGCUUUGCUUCUGUGGCCUCGCCUGCACUAAAAGGACAGUCUGUUGAUAUCUUCUUACCGAGAGCGUGUGCAGUCGGUGUCAGAUAUGCAGGAAAGAGGUGAAGGUUGAUCGGCCCCGAUGAGGUCGUUGUUAUGAGACUUUGUAAUAUGUCAUACGUAACAGUCGGGGUCUUGAACCUGGAUGCAUGGUCUGGUUUUUAGCCGCUGCAGCGGAUUUCACUUUACACAAACACACACACCGAAACCCUCUAAGUGUGUUUUAUUCUUGUUGAAAAGUUUUGAGAAGUUUUGUUGUUGUUUUGACCAAAUAACGUUUUUAAAAAGCUCACGUCAACAAGUGUCAAGCACUGAGAAGUCGGCCCGUCAGAGGAGCACCUGAAGGCAUCACCAGCCUUUCGAGCUGCUCUCUGGAGGCCUUACAUAACGUGGAGGCCACGCCCACUUUCUCCGGCUGAAAUAGGGCCGCGGACGGAAGGCUCCACAGUCCGAGCGAAAAGUGAAUGAAAAACACACUUCAGGACACGAAAAUAUAUUUGAAUACACCGCGGGACCAGAACUCAGAACACAGGAGUCAGAACAGAGGACUUUGCACACAAAAAAAAUGAUUUUCGACAAGUUGAAAAAGUUUGACGUGGUCUUCGACUCCCCGGAGGAGGACUGCCCUCCGGUGUUCAGCAGCGGGGACGUGGUGUCCGGCCGGGUGGUGGUCGACCUGUCCGGGGAGACCCGGGUGGACUCCCUGAAGCUCCACGCCGAGGGGUUCGCCAAAGUGCACUGGACCGAGUCCCGGUCCGCCGGCUCCAGCACCGCGUACACCCAGAACUACAGCGACGAGGUGGAGUACUUGAACCGGAGGGAGGUGCUGCUGCCGGCAGAUAACGGGGAAGCGUUCGUCCUCCCCGCCGGCCGACACGAGUUCCCCUUCAGCUUCCAGCUGCCCGAGGAGACGCUGGUCACCUCCUUCGAGGGGAAGCACGGCAGCAUCCGCUACUGGGUGAAGGUGAAGCUGCACCGGCCGUGGGCCGCGGUGAGGAAGAUGAAGAAGGAGUUCACCGUCAUCGAGCCCAUCGACAUCAACACGCCGGCCUUCCUGGAGCCGCAGGCUGGCACCAAGGACAAGAUGGCCCGGACAUGGUACCGCAACUUUGGACAGGUGUCCGUGACGGCCAAGAUCGACCGCAAAGGCUACACACCAGGUGAGGUGAUCCCCGUGUUCGCGGAGUUCGACAACGCGACCUCCAGGUCCAUCGUGCCCAAAGCGUACAUCACCCAGACGCAGACGUUCAUCGCCCGCGGCACCAUGAAGCAGAAGCACGCGGUGGUCGGCGUGCUGUCCGGCGACAUCGUGGGCGCCAGGUGCAGGCAGACGUGGCACGGCCGCGCCAUCAAGAUCCCCCCCGUGGGCCCCUCCAUCCUGCAGUGCCGCAUCAUCAAAGUGGAGUACAUGCUCAAGAUUUGUGUUGACGUUCCCGGCUCGUCCAAGCUGUGCCUGGAGCUGCCGCUGGUCAUCGGGACCAUCCCGCUCCAUCCCUUCGGCAGCCGGACCUCCAGCGUCAGCAGCCAGUGCAGCGUCAACCUGGAGUGGCUCCGCAUGGCCAUCCCCGAGCAGCCGGAGCCGCCUCCAGACUACAGCUCCGUGGUGACCCGGGAGGAGGCGGAGCAACGCACGGCGAUGGUCCGGCAGCCCGCCGAGGACCUGAGUGGGAUCCUGGAGCGCCCCCUCAUGGCGUUCCUUCAAGAGUUUCGCUUCCGACCUCCGCCGGUGUACAGCGAGGUGGACCCCAACCCUCAGCCCCUGAACAUGAGGCGUCGCUGCAUGACGUGUUGAACCGUUGAUCGUCCAUCAACUUUAACUUAAAGAAACAAAUCACGAGAUUUGUUUUCUCCUGGAUCCUCUCCAAUCAGCGGGCCCCCGGUUCCACGGGGACAGCGUCGCCAGGACGUGGAACCGGAGCGCCUCGGGGAGCUCAGGAGGCGGAGUUUACGGGAACUCGACGUCGGCGGAGAAGCCAACCGCUUUGUUUUUCCAAACCCGUGAAGAAGAAGAAGAAGAAGUGGACUCUUUGAGGAAAGCAGCUUCUCCACGUCGGCUCCCGUCCUCCACAAGUGACUUUUUAUUUUUGACUCCUUUUUUUAAUGACGCGAGUUACAAAUAUCUCACGAUCAAACGAUUCCCUCAUGUGAGGUGGGUUUUGAGAUUUAAAGAGUUUAGGACAUAUUUGGGGGGGGGGGGGGUGAAAGAUCACUUUGUUAGGCGGAGAGUUAAAGUUUCACCUGAGUGUCGUAAAAAGGUGCACUCUUACCUUCACAACUCUUCUUCCCCCGGCACCACCAUGUAGAUCUCAAGAACCGACAUUGCUGUCGAUGACGUCUUCUCUUAAUUAAGCACAUCCUGUACCAUGUGGAGCAGGUGGAGACGCACCUGCAGGUCACAUAUGGGAAAAGGGGGAAAAAUACACAUGACGUAAUUAUCUGCAGUUGCAGAUUGCGUGAGUUUCAUGGACUCCUUCUCUCCAUAGAGAUGAAUGUAAUCUGAGGAAAAGUGGGUUUUCAUGUAUGUGGAUGGACUCCAGAGGAGUCGAGGGCUCCAGGAGAUGAAGAUAGACGGCAGACCGGCGGCUGCGGUGGUCGAUUCUAGCGCAGCGUGGAAAUAGGAUGAAGCUGCACGAGGGUCUCAGAUUAGCUGCUAAACAACAACAGGAGGAGGAGGAGGAGGAGGAGGAGACCUGAGCCACGUGUUCUGGAGCUCCUGAUGGGAUCCAGAUGCCUCCGUGCCGUGUGACGCUCCAGCAGAACACAAGAGCCUUAAACUGGAGACGCCACCGAAACGAACGGACAAAGAACAUUCCAGAACCCGGAGGAUUGUCAGUUCUCCUCUUAACUUCCAGACGGACUGUCGCAGUCCGACAGAAGACUUCCUGGUUUGCCGAGCGACUUUUUAAAAAGUCGUCACGCACUGAAAAAAACAGAAAACACACAUUUAUAUCUUUUUUUUUUUUAUACAGAAAUUGUAGAUUCACAAUCUUGUCGAGGUUUUGUAAUCUUUUUUCUAAUAAAAAACAAAUGUUCCUCA